Molecule: messenger RNA, 606 nt
Organism: Osmia bicornis bicornis
Lineage: Eukaryota; Metazoa; Arthropoda; Insecta; Hymenoptera; Megachilidae
Exons: 4
Coding region: 1-606 (201 amino acids)
Source: RefSeq, a predicted model, not a curated record
AUGGGCUUAUUAGUGGAUAUGCCAAAACAAGGAUACGGCAAUUCCAAUGAUGGGAACACAAGUCGAAGAUUUUUUAAAAAACCGGAAAUAUCAGCUAGGAUUACUGGCGUAGAUAUACGUCUAAUAAGAAGAUUCAAAGUUAUUUUGGAAGUUAUAUCCAGUGGGCACAAAAUCAAUGUGGAAAAAUUCGGAAUUUAUACCAUGGACACAGCUAAACUGUAUGUACAGUUGUAUUCCUGGUAUCCAAUGACGCCAACAGUACAUAAAGUUCUUAUUCAUGGACCAUUGGUAAUACAAGAUGCAUUGGUGCCAAUCGGACAGUUGUCUGAAGAAGCGAUGGAAGCCCGAAACAAGUACGUUCGGAAUUAUCGCUUAAAUCACGCAAGAAAAUUUAGUAGAGAAGGGUGCAAUAUGGACGUUUUGAAGAGGCUUCUAGUCACGUCAGACCCUUUAAUAUCUAGCCUUCGAAAAAAUAUUAAGAAAAAGUCAGAACCUUAUACAAAAGAGGUUACAGAAAUGUUUCUCCCAAUUUCGGAAGCUGAAGAAGAAGAGGAAGAAGAAGAUACGGACGAAGAAACAGAUGAAGAAUCAUUCAUUGAUUCGUGA